This is a messenger RNA of Purpureocillium lilacinum, 1566 nucleotides long. RefSeq lists its product as uncharacterized. The record is from RefSeq and is a predicted model, not a curated record. NCBI's taxonomy places the organism in Eukaryota, Fungi, Ascomycota, Sordariomycetes, Hypocreales, Ophiocordycipitaceae. Gene Ontology annotation, molecular function: oxidoreductase activity.
AUGGCUUCGCAGAACAACACACGACGACACGUUGUCGUGGUCGGCGGCGGUGCAGCUGGCAUGUCCUGCGCAGCAACCCUCGCCAACAGCCCAGACAAGUUCAAGGUAACCUUGCUGGAGAGGGGCGACGUCGUCGGUGGCCAGGCAACCUCGAUACCCCUAAAUGAGUCCCGCCACGGAGCUCCUUGGAUGAACAAUGGGGUGCAGGGAGGGUCCGGGAUCUUCAAGCACACAUUCAACUUCUUCGAGCAGCAGGGCUAUCCGGCACAGGAGGUCAAGCUGCAGGUCUCCUUUGGAAAGGGCCAAGACGGCUUCUGGACCAAUGUCUUCCCCAGCAAGCUUGUUUCGCAGUAUGCUGCCGACAUCAAGAAGUUUGGCCUCUUCUUAAAGGUCAUCAAGUGGACGAUGCCGAUACUCGGCCUUAUCCCGAUAUCCAUCAUGCUGCGCGUCUUCUUCUUCAGCAAGGACUUUGGCGACAAGAUGGUGUAUCCACUGAUUGCGCUGUUCCUCGGGACCGGGAACCAGACAGCCCACGUCCCCUCUGCCAUCGUCGAGCGCUUGUUUGAUGAUCCCAACAUGAAGCUCUGGGACUACGACCCAGUCACCUUGCUGCCGAACCUGCCAACCAUGUUUACAUUUGACAAUCUCCACGAGUUCUACGGCACCUGGAGAAAGGAUCUGGAACGGCGCAGUGUCGUAAUCAGGACCAACACGGAGGUGUCCGAGGUGCUUUCUAGGUCCGGCGGCAAAGUGAAACUCGCAAUCAGAGACAACACGACCGGCCAAAAGACCGAGGAGACCUUUGACGAAAUGGUGCUCUGCGUGCUUGCCGACGACGGCCUCCGCCUACUCGGCAAGCAAGCAACGUGGCGGGAGAAGAUGGUUCUGGGAGGCGCGGCUUUCUACGACGACAUUACCGUCACGCACAGCGACAGAAAGUACUUUGACAGACACUACGAAACCCGCUUCCAGCAAAAUCUCUGCGCAGAGCCCCAGUCGGAAGCCCAAAAGAAGCAGAUUGCCUUCGCCAAAGGAGAAUCCGACGAGGUGGAAGAGCGCGGUGGCGGCUUCAAGCCCAUGUAUUACACCUUCACGUACGGCAGAGACCCGCGCUCCAUCGAAAUGUCCUUCAACUGCAGCAACUACCAGCACCAGCUCAAGAACGCCAACAUCAAGGCCGGCGAAGGAGUGCUCGAGCCGGUCUAUCAGACCAUCUUCCUCGACAAGAACAGGCAGGAUAUGUGGACCAUUGGCGAGAUUGACGAGUCCAAGAUCAUCAAGCGCAACUGGUGGCACCAGCUCGGUCACAGGUGGCAGCACUACCUACGCGUCGUUCCUGGAAUGAUGUUUUUGCACGGCAGGAAUAGCACCUACUUUGCGGGCUCCUGGACGUUGGUGAAUAUGCAUGAGCUGGCCUGUGUCAGCGGAAUAGCGGCCGCGUACCAUCUCGGAGCUGACUAUGCCAAGUUUGACGACUUUGCCCAGGACUUCUUCGCCAAGUAUCUGCUCCUGUCUCAUGGCAUCGUCUUUUCACGGGAGGAGAGGCGAAGGAACAAGUCCACCUAA